CUGAAGUCUUCCAGUAUCCCGGGAGGCUGUGCGGGCUGUAGACACCAGGCCCAGCUCAGAGCAGACGUGUGUGGAAGCUGAAAAUCGGCGACUAUUUGUAAAAAAAAACACCACGGCGAUAAAAUCGGGAAGGACGGCGAAAGCAGUGUGGUGCUCGGACUUGGAGCUCCUGGAGGAAGUUUUUUUUGUCUUUGUCUGAGUGAGCAAGGAGCCGUCCGCAGCUUCUCCCCACCGCCCCCUCUCCUCUCUCUCUCUCUCCAUCCCCAGCCUCUUCAAUGGAAGCGGAAAAGAUGUCGGCGAAAAGCUUUCGCGUCAGCGACGGGGACUGGAUUUGUCCCGAUAAAAAAUGCGGAAAUGUUAACUUUGCAAGAAGGACAAAUUGUAACAGAUGUGGAAAAGAAAGAACAUGUGAAGCAAAACUCAUGAAGGCUGGAGGAACAGAAAUUGGAAAGACUCUUGCAGAAAAGAGCCGUGGCCUUUUCAGUGCCAAUGACUGGCAAUGUAAAACCUGUGGUAAUGUGAAUUGGGCGCGAAGAUCAGAAUGCAACAUGUGCAACACUCCAAAGUAUGCCAAAUUAGAAGAAAGGACUGGAUAUGGAGGUGGAUUUAAUGAAAGAGAAAAUGUAGAAUACAUUGAGCGUGAAGAAUCUGAUGAUGAAUAUGAUGAGUUUGGAAGGAAAAAGAAAAAAUUCCGUGGAAAGCCAGUUGGACCCAAAACUAUCCUACAAGAAGAGAUUGAAAGUGAAAAAGAUGAAGAGGAUGAUGAUGAGGAUGGAGAUCUGUCCAAAUACAAACUGGACGAUGAUGAUGAUGAAGAUGAUGAAGAAGAUGGGGAUCUCUCAAAGUACAAUCUGGAUGCAAGUGAAGAUGAAAAGAAACCUCCCAAAAGCAGGAGUCGCUCCAAGUCACGCUCAUCUCGAUCUUCAUCUUCUUCCACUGCUCAUUCCAGUUCAAGGUCCAGGUCCCGGACCAGAAGUUCUACAACUUCCAGAUCCAGGUCACGUUCCAGCUCCAGAGGUCAAUCUAGAUCACCCCGGUCGAAGUCAAGCUCCAGAUCACACCGGGGGUCUUCAUCUCCAAGGAAGAGGUCUCGCUCAAGUUCUCGAUCAUCAUCUUCCUCUGAAAGAGGCAAAAAACGAAGCCGUUCCAGGUCAUCAUCCUCAAGUGGCCGCAAAAAAACUAGACGUUCUGACUCAAGAUCUUGGUCUGCAGAAAGGCGCAGUGGAUCGUCCUCUGGAUCCUCUCACUCGGGCUCCUGUUCAAGUUCUAAACAGAAAUAGCCUUUUAACAACUGCAGUUUUUAAAAGUUCAGUAAUUUCUGGAAAAAUGCAUGAAACUUAUUUUGAAGUUAUUAGUGUCUUGAGCAAAUCCACCUGAGAUGUUGUGAAAACAUUUUUAAAAAUUGGGCAUAUGUUGUGAUGAAAUCUUGCUGAUGUAAUCUUAAACCUAUUGUUGCUUUAAGAGUGUGUUAGAAUUGUACUCCAGUCUAUUAAAUUAGUAUAUUAAGCCAUAAUAGUUUUCUCCUCAUGGGAAACUGAUGCAUUUUUGUUACAAGAGCUAUAAAGACUAGUUUCAAAAUGUACAUUAUGUAUGCAUCUGUACGUCUACAGCAUUGUAGUGCAGAGGGUCUGUGUAAGUACAGGUGGUCUUUAAAGGAAGAGAAACUUUAAAGAGAUAGUAAAUUCUAGGUGAGUAUUUGUUCAAAUUACUUUGCCAUAUCAUGAAUCAGGAUACAGUAUUGGACACAACAGAGUUAUGUUUGACAUUUCUGUUAAAUAUCAGUUUUUCUUGCAAGAAUUCAGGCCCUCAAGUCAGGAUUCCCGCUGUGUUGUGUUUUUUUUUUAAGUGAUCGUUGUGCUUUCCAUUGGAAACUGAAGAGGAAGCAACUUCAAACCAGUCUGGGAGGUGCACACUAGAUUUCCAGCACCCUGGAAAAUCAUGCUUUUUUAGGAAAUUUGCAUCUUGGUGUGGUUUUCCAGAGACCUAGAGCUCUAGCCAGUUAGAGUUGCUGUUUCCUAGAGAAAAACUGAUAUUCCACUCUUAGAAUGCUUUGAAUGAAAAUUAAGAUUUGUUUGCCCUCCCCGAAUUUCUCCUAGAAAUAUUUCCACUUCUUUCACCUUUAUGAUGUGCCUCGUGCUGAUUUCAAAGUAGCUUUGCAGCUCCUUAUUUAUAUUGUGGUUGGGGAAAUUGCAGAAAUCUACAUCCUUAUGACCCUUCACUUUUAGGUUGUGUUCAGUUAUUUUUGUUAAUGUGCUUGGAAAUAGAAAUUUUGAUUUAAAUUUUCAGAAGUUAAAAGAAAAUUGUAUGGAAUAGCAUUGAAUGGUUCACUUUUACAUAGGCAUCCCUGAGUCCAGGGGGUUGUUUCUCAGCCUUCCUGGACUGGAUUUAAACAUAGGUGCCAAAGUGAAAAGAGCUUGAGCAGUUUUGAUGCAGUUUUUUGCUGGUACCACAGCAAAAAUUACCUACUCGUGAUCAGUCUGCCACAGAAGCCACAACAACUGGUGUUCAGAAAUGGAUAUAAUUUAAUGGUAUUAGAGGAAGAGUUUUCUAAGACAAUAUUUCAGAUUUGCUUUUGGGACUAAAUGGAGAUAGCUAACAGCUUUACAUAUUCCAGGGCUGCUGACACUAAUGUAAAAAUGGGAAAUGUUUCACAUUUGAGCAUUAAUCAAUUGAGGGGAAAAUGUGAAGAAAAAUAUGGAAUAUUUACAACACUUUGACCGUUCUCUUUUUUGAAUGGCAUUUCAAUCUGUAACCUUUUUUAAAUAUUUAAAACAUUGGGUGUACCAAUUACAAAUUGUGGACUUUUUUUUAAUCUUCAAAAUAAAUAAUUCAUUAAUUGCCUUCCAUCUUGAUGACUUGUUAUGGCUUAAUAUACCCCUCUAAUCUUAAACUCGGUUAGAAGGAAAAUAGUAUUUGCAUCAUCAAACAGAAGCUCUGAUUUUCAGAACUCCAAAGGUGGUUUCAGGUAUAUUAAAUGGUAGAGGAAGGUAAGUAUACAGCAAAAAUUUUAACUUUGUAAAUUGAACUUGGCAGUGCUAAUUGCAUUCUUGGUACAAAUGUGGACAUUGUUUUUAAUGGGUCUUUUUUUCUUCAGUUUUUGUUUAUUUGAUUAUCAUACCGGCACCAAAAGUGUUAGGCAAGUAAGAGUUGGCUUUUUUUUAUUUCAGAGCGCACACCUCAUUGCUUAAGUGGUCUAGUUUCUUGUGAUUUUACAGUUUUAAUCUCUUUAACACCUUCUUUCAGAACCAACAAGUCUACACGUCCAUUUGUAUUUGUAGCUCGUAUAAAAUCAACUUGAGGAGCAUGUGACCAAUAUCUAUUGCAGUGUUUUGGGAUUCAGCUCUGGAAAUAUUGGAAGAUCUGAUUUGUGCAGGAUUCCUCUGAGCGUAGACUUUCAGUGUAACUUUCAUGGGUUACAAGGUUUUCACAGUGACAUUCAUGUGCGUAAUAGUUAAAUUUGCGGGAUUACAUGAAGUAAGGAGUGUGAAUUAAUAAUGUGACUUUCAUUUGCAUUUUCAAGACUAGUUUUAUCAAAACCAGUUAUAUUCAAAAUUCUACAGAAUUUUGUCUGCCUUUAAACUUUGCCUAUAAUCUCUUUCUGUAUUUAAAGAAAAAAAUAGUUAAGGCCACUUAAUUAGAUUGCUAAUAAAUGGGUGGGGUUUUGGUAAUUUCAUCAGUCAUAAGUUUUGGAUAUUUGUAAAUGGUAAAAGUGGCAAUUAACUUGCUUAAGGUCAUCAGCUUGUUCAUCUAGCCCUGCGUAAUAGUUUUCAUCAGAAAAAAAAACAAUUUGUAGACCAUGUGUGUGUACAUAAAUCUUCCAAUGGUAUGUUAUCCAAUGUCAUGUUCAAGCACCAAUAAAGAAAAAAAAUAAGUGGUUUGAA
Carcharodon carcharias (great white shark) is the source of this 3881-nucleotide messenger RNA. RefSeq names its product zinc finger, RAN-binding domain containing 2 (gene zranb2). The transcript is spliced from 10 exons. Lineage: Eukaryota; Metazoa; Chordata; Chondrichthyes; Lamniformes; Lamnidae. The coding region runs from base 276 to 1280 and encodes 334 amino acids. Gene Ontology annotation, molecular function: lipopolysaccharide binding; RNA binding. The record is from RefSeq and is a predicted model, not a curated record. Gene Ontology annotation, biological process: RNA processing.